This is a messenger RNA of Triticum dicoccoides, 1098 nucleotides long. Its product is annotated as BURP domain-containing protein 4-like. The transcript is spliced from 3 exons. NCBI's taxonomy places the organism in Eukaryota, Viridiplantae, Streptophyta, Magnoliopsida, Poales, Poaceae. The record is from RefSeq and is a predicted model, not a curated record. The coding region runs from base 55 to 936 and encodes 293 amino acids.
ACACUUGCCGAAUAGAAAAAGCAAAUUGGAGAGAGCAUUGCGAAAGAAACUGCAAUGAUGACGAUUCUCAUAGUCCUGUUCGUCCUUGGGUUCGUUGCAGGAGCGCAACAAACUGAUGGUAAUCCUCAUUCAGCCGCGUACGAUGUCACGUGGUCACCGCGCGGCCCUUCGUCGACAAUCCCACCUCUUCAUCCGUCGGACGGCGUGUUCCCGACACAGUGGUGCAACCCCCGCCCACAGCACCUCAAGGCCGACAAAGGGAUCCUCUUUCUCAGGCGCAACCUGUUCGACGGCGCGGUGCUGCCCGCAGGCACCAAGCUCGGGCACGCCAGGAGGGCAGGCACCGCCAGCACGGUCACCGGCACCAACCUCGCGCCGCCGCCGUUCGACUACGGCAGCCUCCGAAACAUACUGACCUACUACAAUAUUGCGCCGGGCUCGGAGCAGGCCCGGCAGGUGGCCAGCACGCUCCGGUUCUGCGGCCGCAGCGAGGCACGAGGCGGCGACCAGCCGGAAAAACCCCACCUCUGCGCCACCACCGAGCGAGCGGCCAUGGAGUUCGCCGCGGCGGCCCUGGGAGCAGCGACGGCGGAGCCGCUCAGGACGGUCGUGCACGGGCGCGAGGAGCCCCACAGGUACGUGGUGGCGCCCGGCGGCGUCGCCAGCAUUGCCGGCGCGGUCGUGCCGUGCCACCCGCUGCCGUACCCGGCGGACGUGCUGUACUGCCACCGGCCAAGCAACGUGGGCGCGGUGCGCGUGGAGCUGGUCGGGCAGGACGACCCUACGCUGGGCGCGACGGCGAUCGCCGUCUGCCACGAGGACACCUCCGGCUGGGACGCCGAGUACUUCGCGACGCUCAACGGGUCCCGCGGCGAGCCGAUCUGCCACUACAUGCCAGAGAAGUAUGUGGUGUGGGUGGGUGGUGAAAUCCACUAGAUUAUGAUCGGUGAAGUAUGAAUCUCGAGCUAAGAGGGAUGACGUAUCAAUCUCCACCGUAAUAUGAUCCGACCAAGCUUAAACUAAUGGUCACUACAUCUUUUAUACUGUAUAAGAACUGCAUGCACGAAUUUGGAGAAAUAUACGUGGAGUUCUGAACAA